AUGAUUCUGGAUUGUCAUAUCAGCUCUGGCAGGACGCCACGCAACACGCAGGGGGUGUCUACCAAUCCCGAUAUUCAACCCUCGCAACAUGUUAUACCGCAUUCCGCAAUUUUUAACGAGCAUCCGCAGAUUGCUCAUAUUCAUCCCUUUGGUUGUCGUGUUUGGUAUUAUAACGACCCAGGACAUCAAGAUUUUAACAAGAUUGUUGGCCGCGGCGCUCCAGGCGUCUACAUCGGCAGCGAUUCUUCGACCUAUCAUAAGAUCUACGUCAAAGAAACAAAUAAGGUUAUCCGAACUGGCCAUGUCUCGUUUAAUGAACAGGAGCGUGAACAGGCUCCACGCGAUCAGCCUAUGCAAAAGCUGCAUGCGCUUAAUUCUACCGUACCUCCUAAUCCUAACCCUGAACAUCUCGCGCAAGAAGCGCUGCAUCUCAUGGGGGACUCUCCCGCGGAGGAUAACGAACAAUCUGACUGGGUUCGACCUGCUAAAAAUUUUGAUCCAUUUGCAGGAUUUACCCCUACCUCCACUGCUGAGGCAAAUCGGCCCCUGAUUCCGAAUACUUGGCAGGAAGCAAUGAAAUCAGUUGAUAAGAUAAAUGUUUAG
Aspergillus tanneri is the source of this 603-nucleotide messenger RNA. RefSeq lists its product as uncharacterized. The transcript has 2 exons. The record is from RefSeq and is a predicted model, not a curated record. Bases 1 to 603 code for a protein of 200 amino acids. Lineage: Eukaryota; Fungi; Ascomycota; Eurotiomycetes; Eurotiales; Aspergillaceae.